AUGGCUAACGCGAGCGAUAGAAAGCCUACCGCCGCCAGCACAAAACUUAAAGUCCGAGACACGGGAAACACCCGGCCGGCUGAGAAACCUAGUAAAAUGGAAAAAAAGAAGACGGCGAACUCGGCGAAUGUGAUAGCGUCCAGGACGAAAAACACUUAUGGACAUGUCCCAAUGACGGAGGCUCGAUGCAAACGGACGGACAUUUCUUCCGACCCAAUAACGACGCGGUCACAAAAGUGA
Molecule: messenger RNA, 240 nt
Organism: Cinara cedri
Lineage: Eukaryota; Metazoa; Arthropoda; Insecta; Hemiptera; Aphididae
Source: the annotation of a GenBank genome assembly